ACGCCUAAUCCGAGCCAAUGAUCAUUUUGUGGUUCAAUAUUAAAAAACUAGAAAAUUAUCAUAAUGUGAUUCGAAAACAUUCGUAUUGCUCUGGAUCAUAUAAAUUACACGAGGCGAGUUUCUUUCGAACGCAUAGCCUUUUGUGCUCCUUGUUGGUUCGUAGAAUGAUACCAAAAAUGGAAGACUCACAAAAGCUAUAUCUCGGUGAGCCUAAAGUGGUCUAUACUCCUGUGCAGUCUUCAUCCGACAAGUCCUACGUCAGAGGAUUGUACCUCCUUCUGUCAUGCCUGACCAUCGCCUUCAGCAUCGCCUUCGUGUUUUGCUUCAUUGAGAUCACAUCUCUUAGAGCUACAGCUGGCCACCUGCAGACCAUGGAAAUGAUUGAGCACAAGAAUGGCGCCAAAGUGUCCGAAAAAGCUCUGCCAAGAAACAAAAGAUUAGCUUACGAUUACAUUCAGGUUUCUGAACUAUCAGCCUUUUGUAAAAACCAAAAUGCUUACUGUACACAAGGCCCACAAGGACCACAAGGAUAUCAAGGACCACAAGGAUCUAAAGGAUAUCGUGGUGCUGAUGGAGAGAAAGGCGACAAAGGUGACACCGGAUAUAGAGGUCCAAAAGGCCCUGAUGGACCUCAAGGAAUAGACGGACCAAAGGGUGAAAGAGGUGACAAAGGAGACAAAGGUCCCCAAGGUUAUAAAGGAAACCCUGGCCCACAAGGACCUGUUGGUGAACCUGGUGAUGCUGGUGAUCAAGGAUAUCCAGGUGAACAAGGACCUCAAGGAGAGACAGGACCACAGGGUGAACAAGGUGACGUCGGUGAACAAGGUGAACAAGGUGACGCUGGUGAACAGGGAGAGAAGGGAGAAACAGGAUAUGCUGGAGCACAGGGACCUAAAGGUGAAAAAGGACCACAAGGAGAAAAGGGAGACCAAGGUCCACAAGGAGACAAAGGCUACAAAGGUGACAAAGGUGAUCAAGGUGUAGGCCAGAAAGGAGAUAAAGGAGACAAAGGAGACACUGGUGAUCAGGGACAACAAGGUUACAAUGGUAAACCCGGACCCGUCGGACCCCAGGGAUACAAAGGCGACACUGGACCACAAGGACCAAAAGGACCUAAAGGAUAUUGUGCAUCAUGCAAUUAUCCAAAAAUGGACGGCUCAAAAUCACACUUCAAAGGACUGUAUGUCCUGGUGGGAUGCUUGACUGUUGCAUUCACCUUGACCUUUGUGCUGUGUUACGUUGAGAUGAAUUCUCUGAGAAGCACCAUCAACAGCCUCCAGACACUGAAAAUGAUUGACCUGAAGGGCGAACAGGAAACUGUAGGGCACGAGGACAACAAAUCGGAAGUAGAGAAAGUUUCCAGAAACAAGAGAGGCUACUCCAACUACAUUUCUGCCUCAGAGGCUUCUAGCUAUUGUAAAGAGAUUAAAUCCUAUUGCUCAGCUCCAGGCCCUGCAGGACCCAAAGGAAAUACUGGCCCAGUAGGACCUAGAGGUGUAAAAGGUGACCAGGGACCCAAGGGAGAAAAAGGAGAUAGAGGCGACAAAGGACUUCAAGGCGAACAAGGACCACAGGGACCACAAGGACCACAGGGUGAAAAAGGUGACAAAGGUGAAAAUGGACCAAGAGGCUACAAGGGACCUGAUGGACCUGUUGGACCUCAAGGAGAGAAAGGUGCUAAGGGUGAAAUUGGUGCUCAAGGUGAGACAGGUCCUCAAGGAGAACAGGGAGAGGCUGGCCCACAAGGUGAACAAGGAGAGAAGGGACCCCAAGGUGAAAAUGGUGAAACAGGACCAGACGGUGAAAAGGGUGAUACUGGCGCCGAUGGACCACAAGGUGAAAAGGGAGAGCAAGGAGACAAGGGAGAGAAAGGUGAUCAAGGUCCAAGAGGUGAAAGAGGAGAAAAAGGUUCCCCAGGAGCUCCAGGAUACAAAGGACAACCUGGAGAUAAAGGUGAUAAAGGAGACCAAGGACCUAUAGGCAACCAAGGAGCUCAAGGCGCACCAGGACCACAAGGACCUAAAGGUGAAACUGGGGACCAAGGACCCGCUGGACCUAAAGGAGACUGUACUCAAAAUUGCAAGAAACCAUACUAUUAGAUGGAGCGUAUAGAAGUCCAAAAACACCUGUUGAAGAAUUUUUAACUUGUUUGAAUUCGAUGAAAUAAAGAAUAAUAUUUAUCAAUGAAAAA
Molecule: messenger RNA, 2191 nt
Organism: Biomphalaria glabrata
Lineage: Eukaryota; Metazoa; Mollusca; Gastropoda; Planorbidae
Product: collagen alpha-1(XXIII) chain-like
Exons: 40
Coding region: 18-2099 (693 amino acids)
Source: RefSeq, a predicted model, not a curated record